AUGCUGGCCAUUAUCAAAAAUAUUCGAGACGCGUGCACGGCGGCACGAAAGUCAAUCCACUGUAUCCUAUUACGAGCGUCGCGCCGUUUUCAGCCCGUCACAGAGACCAGCCUCUAUGCCUCAUUGAUGAAAUGUGAUUUGGACGGUUGCAUGGUCCUCAUCACCGACCCCGCGGUGGAUAUCAAUGCCGAACAUCCGCACAUGGGAACCCCAAUCGCUUGGCUCUGGAAGAAUUACGAACUUUACGCCAACCGACCCACCGCUCGCCCAAAAUUCUACGAUGAGCGUAUUUAUGAGCAAAUUGCAACUCUCCUGGCGGGUACGGGAAGGCUCGCUUGUCGGGACACGCUUGACUACGUGGACAAAAAUAUGGAACGAUUGGGGUGUCUACGCUAUGAUGGACUCUGGAAGCCGCCACAGUUGUUCAUUUCUAGAAAUCCCCGCGCAUUGUGGCUUGGUCAGGAGGUGAUUGAAUUGUUCGGGUACAGUAUCCUGAAAGGACCCAAGGAAGAAGUGGAUCAACAUUUUCAGGGAGAAAGAGCGGGAGGCGGAGGGGGCGGACUCAAGCAAAUGGUUCAUCUGGUUAGCCGACAGGGAAUAUGGUGCCCAACAAGCCUGACUUAUCCUAAUAUCGGGCGAGCAGUAUAUGGCGAGUGGUAUGGAUUUCAUUACCAGAAUCCGUUCCGACCGAGUCUAUCGGAUAUCAGAGUGUACACUUUCAGCUCCCAGUGGCAGAUUGUGGCCGAAAGCGCAUGUACCAAGACUGAGCUGGAGACUUGGUUUGACACCAGGACUCUGGAGCAAUACCUGCACGGCCGUCGAGCAAGCCAGCUUGCCAACAUUGCAAAUGACCAUACUGGGAUGAUAGUGCCUGACAUAUAA
Molecule: messenger RNA, 882 nt
Organism: Aspergillus calidoustus
Lineage: Eukaryota; Fungi; Ascomycota; Eurotiomycetes; Eurotiales; Aspergillaceae
Source: the annotation of a GenBank genome assembly